Messenger RNA from Selaginella moellendorffii, 3531 nucleotides. RefSeq names its product E3 ubiquitin ligase PARAQUAT TOLERANCE 3. NCBI's taxonomy places the organism in Eukaryota, Viridiplantae, Streptophyta, Lycopodiopsida, Selaginellales, Selaginellaceae. Gene Ontology annotation, molecular function: zinc ion binding; ubiquitin protein ligase activity; nucleic acid binding. The record is from RefSeq and is a predicted model, not a curated record. The transcript is spliced from 15 exons. Gene Ontology annotation, biological process: mRNA processing; protein ubiquitination; ubiquitin-dependent protein catabolic process. The coding region runs from base 202 to 3330 and encodes 1042 amino acids. Gene Ontology annotation, cellular component: nucleus.
AUAUCUAUGUCUGCUGUGGACGAGUUUGUUUCUUCGUUGCGUUGUUGGGGGCGAGCCCUAGGUGUGGCAGAGCUAGGGUUUGGGGUUGCGCCGGGGCGCUCAUCGCUGGGCGCUCCCACGCAUUCUUUCAGCCAAGGCGCGGUAUCGAUCGAUUCUUUGCUGCCGCGCUCAUCCCUGUGAGUGAUUUCCUGGCGAAUUGGAAUGGCAAUGGCGGUGCAUUACAAGUUUAAGAGCGCCAAGGACUUCGACUCGGUGCCUAUCGAUGAGCAUUGCAUCUCCAUUGGCAAGCUCAAGGAAAAGAUUUUGCUCAAGCUCAAGCUGGGCAAUGCGUCGUCGGAUUUCGAUUUGGUGGUUUCCAAGCCCGACACGGAUGAAGAAUACUUGGAUGAAGAGUUUAUGCUCUGGGAGAAUACGUCCGUUCUUGUAAGGAGAGUUCCUCGAAAGGCGAUCGUGCAGGAAGCUGCUACCGAGGCUGGCAAAACUAGUCCAGUCUGUAUUACAUCCGAGGAGGACGACAGGAUAAAGGAGUUCGUAGACUCCUCUGCUGCAGAAUGGCUUCGACAGACCAAUGAAAAUCAAGGACCGGGUGGUUCAGGAUCUAGUUUUCAAAAGAAGGUUCCACACCAGGGGUACAUUUGCCAUCGCUGUGGAGUUGCAGGCCAUUUUAUUCAGCAUUGUCCAACGAACGGCGAUCCUUCAUAUGACGUGAAGAAAAUGAAGAUGCCGAGCGGGAUUCCUAGGACGAUGCUCGUCGCAAAUCCUGAUGGGUCUUAUGCCUUACCAACCGGUGAAGCGGCAGCAAUGCAACCAAACGAGGAUGCUUUUGCAAAGGAGAUUGAGGGAGUUAUUCCUAGCGAACCUAUUACGGACGUACCUUCUGAACUUCGCUGCCCUUUAUGUCAAAAUGCUCUCAAAGACGCGGUUCUUACUAGCAAAUGCUGCUUUAAGAGUUAUUGCGAUACAUGCAUUCGUAACGUGCUUUUGGAGAAGACCACGUGUGUAUGUGGAGCCAAAAACAUUCGAGCUGACGAUCUGCUACCUAACAAGACAUUGCGCGAGACUGUUGAUCGGCUGCUGUCAGGGGCAGCUUUGCCUUUGGUGAACACCACGAAAGCUGAAAAGCCUCAAUCGCAAGCUUCUGCAGAUUCGACGACAACGCAUGUUGCUGUUGCUGAUGGAAAAGCUGACGAAGGGAAAGAUGAGUUCGAAGACGUGGAGGAGGUGGAUUACGACGAGGAAGGUUUUGAUGAUCUGAAUAUUGACGAUUUGGACAUAGACGGAGAGCAGUCUGAGAAGACUCCGGAGUCGGAUGCUACGAAAGCCCUUGCUGAAGCUGUCGAGGACAAAAGGUCCCCUGAUGUCGCGGUAAAAUCGAAGGAAGAGAUCCAUGACCAGCCUGAGACUAAAAUGGAGGUGGAGGGCGUUGAACCUUCGAAACGCUCUGAUGAUCGGCAGGUGAUACCAAAGCAACGCUCCGACGGUCGUGGGAAUCCUUUUGCCGUGCAGUACGCAGGAUACUGGUCGGCGUCCCAUAUGAUUGGGGAUCCUGCUUGUAGGCCUCCUCCUUAUGGCUACGCUGGCUACUUUCCCGGAUGCUUUCCGGCGCCCGCACAAUUUCCCUUUCAGCCCUUUCCGGGGCCAAAAUCGUCCAACAGGCCGCUGUCGCGGGAAGAGUUCGAGGCAAGAAAGGCCGACAUCCAACGCAACCGCGGACACACGAACAGAAACCGUGUCCGUGGCGAGGGAUUUUACCAGAUGCCCGAUCGACGAGGCGGACGUCACGGUCGCGCCUACAAGCCACGGAGCAAGAGCCCCCCGCGCCGGAGGAGGAGCCCGGAUAGGCAGAGGCUCCAAAGUAGCAGUCCUCCCAGGCGAGAGAGCACGAGUCCACCCAAAUCCAGGCCUCGCAGAAGCAUGAGUCCGGCCAGGAGAAGCAGCCCCGCCAGGCGUCGCCAGAGUCCUGUGGCGAGAAGCCACCACCACCACGACCACCACCAGCUGAGCCCGAGACUACGGUCCAGGAGCAAGAGCCCUCGUCCUCUCCGGAGCGCGGGUAUCAACAGGAGGCCGCCUCCUCACAGGGAGAUGGAUACAAGCCGGUGGAGUCCACAGCGGUGCCGACGCUACGGCGUUUCCAAGGUGGAGAAGUUCUCGGCCAAGGAAGUUGUGAGGGAGAGUGCCUCCAUGUCGGUCAGGGAGUGGCACGGCGGCAGCAGCAGGGGGUUUGUCGACUUGUCCCCCCGGAGGGAGCGGGAAAUGAUGGCCAGGGAUCUUUACGACGAUGAUGUCAGGCUUGUUGGCAGAGCGCCAGAAGAGCGCUACGUAGCUCCUUCAAAGGCGAUGGUGGUGAGGCCUACGUACAUUGACGACGAUGAGGAUGGUCUGAGGCGUCCUCCAGUGGUGAGGAAGAAAAUGGUGGCGAGGAUGGCUCAGCGCGAGUCGUUUGGUGUGAUGCGGAGGCCCGGUGGCGGCGUGGUGGACGGCAUUUUUGAUGGGAUGGAGGUUCCAGCCAGGAGGACGAAGUCUGUUCUCCGGGCCGCGAGAGGGGCGUCGGCGGAGCUCCUGGACGACGUGUUGGAGGACAGGCGGUAUAUUGAAGAGGAGGAGACGAGGCAGAGGCCCGUGGUGGCGCUCCAACAGAGGAUGCAACGAAAGAAGAGCUUGAUGCUAGUGAGAGCCGGAGCCGACGACGAGGAGGAUGAGGAUGAGGUGCCUGUGACUGUCCAGAGGAGGGCAGUGUUUGCGAGACCAGAUGGUCUCCAGCGGCAGAGGUGCUUGGACGAGGAGGAGGAGGAGGAGGAUGAGCAGUGGAUCGUGCACAGGACUUCCAAGUCGUGCAUGCCGAGAAAGCGGCAGCGGGCACUGGGGCCCAGGGCGAAGGCAAUGGCUCGCCAGAGGAUGGCUCUGUUGGAAGAAGAAGAAGAAGAAGUUGGUGGUGGUGGUGGCGAGUAUGAUGAGUUUGAUGAGGACGAUAAUGGUAUGGAUGGCAAUGAGGAAGACGAGGAAAUGGAAGUGUCUCUUCCCAUGAAGAGGAGGAGGUUGCUUGCAAAGCAGCGAGCACUCUUGCAGCAGCAGGCUGGGAAUCUCGCCAUGAGCAGGGGGAAAAGGAAGAAGAUGAAAGCCGGGCAGGCGGUGAAUGGUGGUGGUGGCGGACCUGGAGCUCAAAACAACAACCAAUGUAAAAUAGUGAAAAGCGUUUUUGAAAGGAUUAGUUUCACCAGCACAGCGAACACGAACAGGGCCGGGAAGAAGAAGCUUACCAAGUCAGGUGGUGGUGGUGGAUCGGGAGGAGGACCGAGAACGGUGGUGUUCUACGGGGACGUAUCGUGAUCAUAGAGGACUUACGUAGGUGGAUCGCUGGUGGCCGGCUGAGCUUGUGAUAACUCGUUACGAUUUAUGAUCUGCCUGCGAAUAAUUUCCUUCGCUUGCCUAGGUAGGGGAAAAAUAUAUAUCCUUUCUUUGUCCCGUUGAGGCAGGUGACAAUAAUGCAAAGAUCUGAGAGAUUUAACGAGCAAAGGUACCUUGUAGAAA